CACAGGAAGGAUCCUGACCGGCUGCGCCCUUGUUUAGCAGGUGCCAGUGGCUCUUCACCACUUCAGCCAGGCGGAGAGAUCUCACCUUUAAGGACCCAGAGAUUCUGCCUGUUCACAGCUGAAGCUUUAGUGCGUUUUAACCAUCAGAUCACCCGCCUUGAAGGAUUCUUAGUGGUUGGUGCAGCUAUUUGCCACCGUGGACUGCCAUACAAUCCUUGUAUAAUCUACCUACUCAUCUAGCAGUCCUUAAGAAGGAAAAGCCUCAGAAGUUAGGACAGGAAGAAUUCAGGGGAGCAGUGUAAUAGCUUCAACAACCCUAAUGGAUGUACAGAAGGAGGCCACUUGCCCUGUCUGCCUGAAGCUUUCGACAGAGCGCCUGGAUCUAAGCUGUGGCCACAGUGUCUGCCAAGCCUGCAUCCCCGUGAGCAAGAGUGCGGUAGUUAGCAAAAGGGGGGAAGUCAGCUGUCCUGUGUGUGGUACUAGAUGCACAUUUAAAAAUCUACAAGCUAGUCAGCAUUCGGUGGGCAUAGAAAAGAGACUCAGGGAAGUGAAAUUGAGCCCUGACAACAAAAAGAAGCAAGAUUUCUGUGAAUGCCAUGGAGAGAAACUCCUUCUGUUCUGUAAGGAAGACAGGAAGAUCAUGUGCUGGGUUUGUGAGCGUUCUCAGGAGCACCGUGGUCACCACACCUUCCUCCUGGAGGAAGCAGGCAAAGAAUGUCAGGAGAAGCUCCAGUCAGCUCUCAAGAGGCUGAGGAAGGAGCAGCAGGACGCUGAGAAGUUGGAAGCUGACAUCCAAGAAGACAGAGUUUCCUGGAAGAAUCAGAUACAGACUGAGAGACAGAGGAUACAAACGGAAUUUAAACGCCUUAGAAGCAUCCUGGACAUGGAGGAAAAGAAAGAACUGCGAAGACUGGAGGAGGAGGAGGAGAAGAUACUGCACAGCCUGGCAGAGGCGGAGGCCGAGCUGGCUCAGCAGAGCCAGUUGGUGAAAGAGCUUAUCUCAGAUCUGGAACUUCGGUGCCAGUGGUCAACAAGGGAGUUGCUGCAGGACCUGAGCGGAAUCAUGAAAUGGAGUGAGAUCUGGACCCUGAAGAAGCCAAAAACAGUUUCUAAGAACCUGAGGUCUCUAUUUUACACUCCAGAUCUGAGUGGCAUGCUGCGAAUGUUUAAAGAGUUAACGAAUGUCCGAAGAUACUGGGCCGACUUCACGUUGAAUCCAGAAAAUCUAAAUUUGAAUCUUAUCCUUUCAGAAGAUCAGAGACAAGUGGUAUCCGUGUCCAUUUGGCCAUUUAAGAGUUAUAAUAAUGGUAUCUUAGGUUCCCAGUGUUUCUCCUCGGGAAAGCAUUACUGGGAAGUAGAUGUAUCUAAAAAGACUGCCUGGAUCUUGGGGGUAUACUGUAGAAAACGUUCUUUAACAUUCUUUAAAGGUAGACGAGGCAAAAGUCACUCAAAUGUUUACUACAGAUAUAGACCCCAAUAUGGCUACUGGGUUAUAGGGUUACAGAACGGAUCUGAGUAUCAGGUUUUCGAUGACUCGUCCCACUCUGAUCCUAGAGUGUUGACCCCCUUUGUGGCAACCCCUCCCAGUCGGGUUGGGGUUUUCCUCAAUUAUGAGGCAGGAAUUGUGUCCUUUUUCAAUGUCACAAACCACGGGUCCCUCAUUUACAAGUUCUCAAAAUGCUGUUUUUCUGGGCCUGCUCAUCCAUAUUUCAAUCCUUGGAACUGCCCAGGCCCCUUGACCCUGUGUGUACCAAGCUCCUAAGUUUUCUCAUUCACAUCAAUUUCAUGUAGCCUUUGAGGUUCCCCUGCAUCUGAGCACACCUGCACAUUUCAGGCAUUUCUUCCUUAUGUAUUCCUUUCUUCACCUGAAAACUUUUACUCACGUUCAAGGUAGAUCGUGCCUGGCUUGCACUGAGAGAUGUUUGCUUAGCCAUUUACUCUUUUUCCUAUUCUCAAAGACAGCUAAUCCAAACUAAGGAUGGAACAGGUGGUAAACCACCCAUGCCCUCCUUUUUCUCCACGUUUCCCUUCAUCACUGAAGAAACAUGACAAAGCCUGUUAGCCACCCAUCUCUGUUGUUUAAGACAAUCCAUAAGAAUCAGCCCCUUGAUCACCAACAACAGUUAAAGAAUCAUUGAGAAUAUGUCAGUUUGCCCAGGAUACUCCAGGUUCGCAGGGAGAGAAUGAGUAGAAACAUAAGUAACAGUGUCUAACCCAGAGUUGGGAAUAUCUCUGGAGCAUUUGAAUUCAAAUCCUGCCUCUCAUAAACUAUGUAAUAAUAAAUUCAGUUUUUUUUCUAAAAUACAAAUUGGGAUUUUAAAUUGUACCUAAGUUAAGAUCAUUGUGUAAAACUAAAUUUCAGUAAAUAUAAAAUACCAAAUUAAAUGUCUUGUACAUAAUAAAAAAAAAUUGUACUCAU
This is a messenger RNA of Nannospalax galili (Upper Galilee mountains blind mole rat), 2419 nucleotides long. RefSeq names its product tripartite motif-containing protein 34-like. Bases 320 to 1762 code for a protein of 480 amino acids. The record is from RefSeq and is a predicted model, not a curated record. NCBI's taxonomy places the organism in Eukaryota, Metazoa, Chordata, Mammalia, Rodentia, Spalacidae. Gene Ontology annotation, molecular function: zinc ion binding; protein binding. The transcript is spliced from 8 exons.